AUGAGGGGUGAGUACACACACACACACACACAGUCGAGCUCCCGCCGGAGCGACGAGGAGGAGCUCCGCGCCGCCAUCGAGCUCUCCGUCAUGAGGGCGUACUCGUCGUUCGGCUGCCGCGCGCGCUCCGGCCCCUCGGGCGCCCCCGCGCCCAGCGCCCCCGCGCCCCCCGCGCCCGCCGCCGACCCCGCCGCGCACCUGUCCGCGCCGCGCCACGACCCGGACCGCUCCGCCGCGAGGGACAGGGACCGUGAGUACACACACCCCGCGCCCCGCGCGCGCGCCUCCCCCUCCCCCUCCAACAGCGCGCACCUGUCCGCGCCGCGCCACGACCCGGACCGCUCCGCCGCGAGGGACAGGGACCGUGAGUACACACACCCCGCGCCCCGCGCGCGCGCCUCCCCCUCCCCCUCCAACAGCGCGCACCUGUCCGCGCCGCGCCACGACCCGGACCGCUCCGCCGCGAGGGACAGGGACCGUGAGUACACACACCCCGCGCCCCGCGCGCGCGCCUCCCCCUCCCCCUCCAACAGCGCGCACCUGUCCGCGCCGCGCCACGACCCGGACCGCUCCGCCGCGAGGGACAGGGACCGUGAGUACACACACCCCGCGCCCCGCGCGCGCGCCUCCCCCUCCCCCUCCAACAGCGCGCACCUGUCCGCGCCGCGCCACGACCCGGACCGCUCCGCCGCGAGGGACAGGGACCGUGAGUACACACACCCCGCGCCCCGCGCGCGCGCCUCCCCCUCCCCCUCCAACAGCGCGCACCUGUCCGCGCCGCGCCACGACCCGGACCGCUCCGCCGCGAGGGACAGGGACCGUGAGUACACACACCCCGCGCCCCGCGCGCGCGCCUCCCCCUCCCCCUCCAACAGCGCGCACCUGUCCGCGCCGCGCCACGACCCGGACCGCUCCGCCGCGAGGGACAGGGACCGUGAGUACACACACCCCGCGCCCCGCGCGCGCGCCUCCCCCUCCCCCUCCAACAGCGCGCACCUGUCCGCGCCGCGCCACGACCCGGACCGCUCCGCCGCGAGGGACAGGGACCGUGAGUACACACACCCCGCGCCCCGCGCGCGCGCCUCCCCCUCCCCCUCCAACAGCGCGCACCUGUCCGCGCCGCGCCACGACCCGGACCGCUCCGCCGCGAGGGACAGGGACCGUGAGUACACACACCCCGCGCCCCGCGCGCGCGCCUCCCCCUCCCCCUCCAACAGCGCGCACCUGUCCGCGCCGCGCCACGACCCGGACCGCUCCGCCGCGAGGGACAGGGACCGUGAGUACACACACCCCGCGCCCCGCGCGCGCGCCUCCCCCUCCCCCUCCAACAGCGCGCACCUGUCCGCGCCGCGCCACGACCCGGACCGCUCCGCCGCGAGGGACAGGGACCGUGAGUACACACACCCCGCGCCCCGCGCGCGCGCCUCCCCCUCCCCCUCCAACAGCGCGCACCUGUCCGCGCCGCGCCACGACCCGGACCGCUCCGCCGCGAGGGACAGGGACCGUGAGUACACACACCCCGCGCCCCGCGCGCGCGCCUCCCCCUCCCCCUCCAACAGCGCGCACCUGUCCGCGCCGCGCCACGACCCGGACCGCUCCGCCGCGAGGGACAGGGACCGUGAGUACACACACCCCGCGCCCCGCGCGCGCGCCUCCCCCUCCCCCUCCAACAGCGCGCACCUGUCCGCGCCGCGCCACGACCCGGACCGCUCCGCCGCGAGGGACAGGGACCGUGAGUACACACACCCCGCGCCCCGCGCGCGCGCCUCCCCCUCCCCCUCCAACAGCGCGCACCUGUCCGCGCCGCGCCACGACCCGGACCGCUCCGCCGCGAGGGACAGGGACCGUGAGUACACACACCCCGCGCCCCGCGCGCGCGCCUCCCCCUCCCCCUCCAACAGCGCGCACCUGUCCGCGCCGCGCCACGACCCGGACCGCUCCGCCGCGAGGGACAGGGACCGUGAGUACACACACCCCGCGCCCCGCGCGCGCGCCUCCCCCUCCCCCUCCAACAGCGCGCACCUGUCCGCGCCGCGCCACGACCCGGACCGCUCCGCCGCGAGGGACAGGGACCGUGAGUACACACACCCCGCGCCCCGCGCGCGCGCCUCCCCCUCCCCCUCCAACAGCGCGCACCUGUCCGCGCCGCGCCACGACCCGGACCGCUCCGCCGCGAGGGACAGGGACCGUGAGUACACACACCCCGCGCCCCGCGCGCGCGCCUCCCCCUCCCCCUCCAACAGCGCGCACCUGUCCGCGCCGCGCCACGACCCGGACCGCUCCGCCGCGAGGGACAGGGACCGUGAGUACACACACCCCGCGCCCCGCGCGCGCGCCUCCCCCUCCCCCUCCAACAGCGCGCACCUGUCCGCGCCGCGCCACGACCCGGACCGCUCCGCCGCGAGGGACAGGGACCGUGAGUACACACACCCCGCGCCCCGCGCGCGCGCCUCCCCCUCCCCCUCCAACAGCGCGCACCUGUCCGCGCCGCGCCACGACCCGGACCGCUCCGCCGCGAGGGACAGGGACCGUGAGUACACACACCCCGCGCCCCGCGCGCGCGCCUCCCCCUCCCCCUCCAACAGCGCGCACCUGUCCGCGCCGCGCCACGACCCGGACCGCUCCGCCGCGAGGGACAGGGACCGUGAGUACACACACCCCGCGCCCCGCGCGCGCGCCUCCCCCUCCCCCUCCAACAGCGCGCACCUGUCCGCGCCGCGCCACGACCCGGACCGCUCCGCCGCGAGGGACAGGGACCGUGAGUACACACACCCCGCGCCCCGCGCGCGCGCCUCCCCCUCCCCCUCCAACAGCGCGCACCUGUCCGCGCCGCGCCACGACCCGGACCGCUCCGCCGCGAGGGACAGGGACCGUGAGUACACACACCCCGCGCCCCGCGCGCGCGCCUCCCCCUCCCCCUCCAACAGCGCGCACCUGUCCGCGCCGCGCCACGACCCGGACCGCUCCGCCGCGAGGGACAGGGACCGUGAGUACACACACCCCGCGCCCCGCGCGCGCGCCUCCCCCUCCCCCUCCAACAGCGCGCACCUGUCCGCGCCGCGCCACGACCCGGACCGCUCCGCCGCGAGGGACAGGGACCGUGAGUACACACACCCCGCGCCCCGCGCGCGCGCCUCCCCCUCCCCCUCCAACAGCGCGCACCUGUCCGCGCCGCGCCACGACCCGGACCGCUCCGCCGCGAGGGACAGGGACCGUGAGUACACACACCCCGCGCCCCGCGCGCGCGCCUCCCCCUCCCCCUCCAACAGCGCGCACCUGUCCGCGCCGCGCCACGACCCGGACCGCUCCGCCGCGAGGGACAGGGACCGUGAGUACACACACCCCGCGCCCCGCGCGCGCGCCUCCCCCUCCCCCUCCAACAGCGCGCACCUGUCCGCGCCGCGCCACGACCCGGACCGCUCCGCCGCGAGGGACAGGGACCGUGAGUACACACACCCCGCGCCCCGCGCGCGCGCCUCCCCCUCCCCCUCCAACAGCGCGCACCUGUCCGCGCCGCGCCACGACCCGGACCGCUCCGCCGCGAGGGACAGGGACCGUGAGUACACACACCCCGCGCCCCGCGCGCGCGCCUCCCCCUCCCCCUCCAACAGCGCGCACCUGUCCGCGCCGCGCCACGACCCGGACCGCUCCGCCGCGAGGGACAGGGACCGUGAGUACACACACCCCGCGCCCCGCGCGCGCGCCUCCCCCUCCCCCUCCAACAGCGCGCACCUGUCCGCGCCGCGCCACGACCCGGACCGCUCCGCCGCGAGGGACAGGGACCGUGAGUACACACACCCCGCGCCCCGCGCGCGCGCCUCCCCCUCCCCCUCCAACAGCGCGCACCUGUCCGCGCCGCGCCACGACCCGGACCGCUCCGCCGCGAGGGACAGGGACCGUGAGUACACACACCCCGCGCCCCGCGCGCGCGCCUCCCCCUCCCCCUCCAACAGCGCGCACCUGUCCGCGCCGCGCCACGACCCGGACCGCUCCGCCGCGAGGGACAGGGACCGUGAGUACACACACCCCGCGCCCCGCGCGCGCGCCUCCCCCUCCCCCUCCAACAGCGCGCACCUGUCCGCGCCGCGCCACGACCCGGACCGCUCCGCCGCGAGGGACAGGGACCGUGAGUACACACACCCCGCGCCCCGCGCGCGCGCCUCCCCCUCCCCCUCCAACAGCGCGCACCUGUCCGCGCCGCGCCACGACCCGGACCGCUCCGCCGCGAGGGACAGGGACCGUGAGUACACACACCCCGCGCCCCGCGCGCGCGCCUCCCCCUCCCCCUCCAACAGCGCGCACCUGUCCGCGCCGCGCCACGACCCGGACCGCUCCGCCGCGAGGGACAGGGACCGUGAGUACACACACCCCGCGCCCCGCGCGCGCGCCUCCCCCUCCCCCUCCAACAGCGCGCACCUGUCCGCGCCGCGCCACGACCCGGACCGCUCCGCCGCGAGGGACAGGGACCGUGAGUACACACACCCCGCGCCCCGCGCGCGCGCCUCCCCCUCCCCCUCCAACAGCGCGCACCUGUCCGCGCCGCGCCACGACCCGGACCGCUCCGCCGCGAGGGACAGGGACCGUGACGCGCACCUGUCCGCGCCGCGCCACGACCCGGACCGCUCCGCCGCGAGGGACAGGGACCGUGAGUACACACACCCCGCGCCCCGCGCGCGCGCCUCCCCCUCCCCCUCCAACAGCGCGCACCUGUCCGCGCCGCGCCACGACCCGGACCGCUCCGCCGCGAGGGACAGGGACCGUGAGUACACACACCCCGCGCCCCGCGCGCGCGCCUCCCCCUCCCCCUCCAACAGCGCGCACCUGUCCGCGCCGCGCCACGACCCGGACCGCUCCGCCGCGAGGGACAGGGACCGUGAGUACACACACCCCGCGCCCCGCGCGCGCGCCUCCCCCUCCCCCUCCAACAGCGCGCACCUGUCCGCGCCGCGCCACGACCCGGACCGCUCCGCCGCGAGGGACAGGGACCGUGAGUACACACACCCCGCGCCCCGCGCGCACGCCUCCCCCUCCCCCUCCAACAGCGCGCACCUGUCCGCGCCGCGCCACGACCCGGACCGCUCCGCCGCGAGGGACAGGGACCGUGAGUACACACACCCCGCGCCCCGCGCGCGCGCCUCCCCCUCCCCCUCCAACAGCGCGCACCUGUCCGCGCCGCGCCACGACCCGGACCGCUCCGCCGCGAGGGACAGGGACCGUGAGUACACACACCCCGCGCCCCGCGCGCGCGCCUCCCCCUCCCCCUCCAACAGCGCGCACCUGUCCGCGCCGCGCCACGACCCGGACCGCUCCGCCGCGAGGGACAGGGACCGUGAGUACACACACCCCGCGCCCCGCGUGCACGCCUCCCCCUCCCCCUCCAACAGCGCGCACCUGUCCGCGCCGCGCCACGACCCGGACCGCUCCGCCGCGAGGGACAGGGACCGUGAGUACACACACCCCGCGCCCCGCGCGCGCGCCUCCCCCUCCCCCUCCAACAGCGCGCACCUGUCCGCGCCGCGCCACGACCCGGACCGCUCCGCCGCGAGGGACAGGGACCGUGACGCGCACCUGUCCGCGCCGCGCCACGACCCGGACCGCUCCGCCGCGAGGGACAGGGACCGUGAGUACACACACCCCGCGCCCCGCGCGCGCGCCUCCCCCUCCCCCUCCAACAGCGCGCACCUGUCCGCGCCGCGCCACGACCCGGACCGCUCCGCCGCGAGGGACAGGGACCGUGAGUACACACACCCCGCGCCCCGCGCGCGCGCCUCCCCCUCCCCCUCCAACAGCGCGCACCUGUCCGCGCCGCGCCACGACCCGGACCGCUCCGCCGCGAGGGACAGGGACCGUGAGUACACACACCCCGCGCCCCGCGCGCGCGCCUCCCCCUCCCCCUCCAACAGCGCGCACCUGUCCGCGCCGCGCCACGACCCGGACCGCUCCGCCGCGAGGGACAGGGACCGUGAGUACACACACCCCGCGCCCCGCGCGCGCGCCUCCCCCUCCCCCUCCAACAGCGCGCACCUGUCCGCGCCGCGCCACGACCCGGACCGCUCCGCCGCGAGGGACAGGGACCGUGACGCGCACCUGUCCGCGCCGCGCCACGACCCGGACCGCUCCGCCGCGAGGGACAGGGACCGUGAGUACACACACCCCGCGCCCCGCGCGCGCGCCUCCCCCUCCCCCUCCAACAGCGCGCACCUGUCCGCGCCGCGCCACGACCCGGACCGCUCCGCCGCGAGGGACAGGGACCCUCGGUGCUCGCCGGCGGCGCUGGGACCGGGCCUGGGCGCGCGCACGCCGUCGCCGCGCCGCGCGCGCCCGCUGCCCCGCGCUCCGCCGCAGCACCAGCCCCCGCACCAGCACCAGCACCCGAGCCACUCCGCGCACCAGACGCACGACUACAGGUACCGACUUACAAUAUUCAACUCUUACUAG
This is a messenger RNA of Cydia fagiglandana, 6438 nucleotides long. Its product is annotated as serine/arginine repetitive matrix protein 2-like. Lineage: Eukaryota; Metazoa; Arthropoda; Insecta; Lepidoptera; Tortricidae. The transcript is spliced from 7 exons. The record is from RefSeq and is a predicted model, not a curated record. The coding region runs from base 1 to 6438 and encodes 2145 amino acids.